This is a messenger RNA of Aphanomyces astaci, 2358 nucleotides long. RefSeq lists its product as hypothetical. Lineage: Eukaryota; Oomycota; Saprolegniomycetes; Saprolegniales; Verrucalvaceae. Bases 1 to 2358 code for a protein of 785 amino acids. The record is from RefSeq and is a predicted model, not a curated record. The transcript is spliced from 3 exons.
AUGAUCCGUUCUCACUUGAUCCUGUUCGACGCAGUCCCUGGUCCUCCUGCUACGUUGUUGCCCUUGAAGCUGAACCGAGACGCAAUGUACCGUGUUGUGCUUGCUGGGCCUUUUACGAAAGACCAGCUUGUCAAAGUGAAGGAGUAUCAUUUAGUCCGGCAAGCCAUGAUCAUGGAUAUCUUGCACUUCUACAAUAUAUUGCACUUCUACAAGUCCUACAAUGGGUUUUAUGCCGACGUGUCCAUCGACGGGGAUCUCAUUGCAUCCUUGCCAGCGGAAGAUAUACUUGACGGCAUCAUUGAUGAGGCGUUGGGCGUGGACGAGAAGGCAAGCGCUGUGGAUAACGAACAAGCAGCUGUGAACGGCUUUUCUGGGGACCCCGAUGAAGGUUCAGGCGAGCAUGAGUGUGCUUACGUUGAGCGCAGUGUCCUGUUCACUCAAACAGCGUCGGACAUGGCGCCUAUGAACGAGAAGGUAGUGUUGGAGGCACUCAACAGCAAGAUUCACCAAAGAACACCACGCGCAGACCCAGCAGUCCCUGAAUUCAAUGUCCACACGUCAAACAAGAUUUCAAACUACUUUGAAGCUGGCAUUGACGCCCGAAUGUUUCCACACCUGCUCCCAUUUGGUCGUGGUUACACCAACGAAGUCCCAGUGUCAAAGCAGCAGUGCUGUCGGCUGUACUGCUCCCUCAGCUCACGUCGGUUUGCUCAAGAUCAAUACUUCGGCCUCGAUCGUGGAUUCAUCAACUCAAACUUUUCGACCAAAGUCCGACCGUCCAUGCAUACCCCGAACAAGUUUGUGAACAAGGCCGUUGGCGCUCUUCUCCGGUCCGUUGCAUGCAGCUCGUCGUUUGUGUGGGGCAGCAAUGCCGAACGUCGUAUGCACCGUCGAGAAGUCUUUACCACGGCCGAUCGCUUUGGCCAGCCAAGUCUUUUCGUCACCAUCACGCCAAAGGUGGACGGAACAAUCACUUUGGCGUAUUUGGCAGGAGGCAUCCAAGUCAAAUCGCUUUUUGAUGUGCAGAACCUCAAGCACAUGCCUGACAAAGCAACCAUGCAACAACUGGUGAUGAACGACAACAUGGUGUCCGCUACUCUUUUCGAUCGAAGCAUCGAGGCAUUCAUCAAAGUCGUUGUCGGUUUCGAUAAGUCUACCGGUCGACCAAAAAAGACUAGUGGGCUAUUCGGCCAUGUCAAAGCGUACUUUGGAAUGGUUGAGACCCAAGGUCGAGGGACGCUUCACUUGCAUCUUCUUGUUUGGGUACAUGGUGCUCCACGUUCCACGUCCGAGUACGAGGCCCGAUUUCAGGCAGACCUCAAGUAUGAAGCGAUGGUGCUAAAGUACUCGGAGGGCAUUGUGCCCAUUGACCUCCUUGAGACCCCCUGCAAGACGUGUGAGCAUGCGGAUCCCAAGUAUGAAGCGCUAGACCCUCCCUUGACAGCCUUCGAAAACCUCGUCGCACAGAGGGCGUCCUUCCGAAAGAGCCCAUUAUGGCCAAAUGUGGACAUUGCAACACGAUGGUCAGCUCCCAGCACUUGGUUCGGCAAGCCCUCCUGCAUUCGAGGCCUAAAGUGUGGCCUGUGGAAAAGUGUGGCCUGUGGAGUUGCCCAAGCUUUCUCAGCCUGCAAUCGACAAGUACUUGGACGAGGAAGCAUCGCUCUUGAAGUCUACGGCUGGAAAGAAACAUACCUAGCUGGCACUGUCCAUAUGGAAUCCAACGUCGACUAUCAAGAGCUUCUGGCUGGUGCGCGAGCAAGUCUCGAAGAAUCCAACACAGCGUCGAAUACGUAUGUUGCACCGGAUAAAGACACUUUUUGUCUGGACCCCAUAUACCGCGAGCUGUCGAGCAUGCCAUUUGGACCAAAUGAGACCCGACUACCCGACGAGACGGUGUUAUAUGUCAUUGCUACGUUCGCAUCCGUGUUGCAGGUGCAUUGGUGGUCGCAUUGCUCUUCGUGCUUCAAACAAAGCCGCAACACAAGGGGUGCACAAAUGUGCCGAUAUUUGUUCCCUCGGGCCCGAGUUGAAGUUGGACGCAUUGGCACAUCUGCAAUCUUGCUGGUGAGGAAGCUCGGCGAAGAGUACAUCAAUGGAUACAGCGAUGUCAUCCUUCGUGCUUUCAAGUGUAAUCACGAUAUUCAAAUCAUGAUCGGGGGCGCUGAAAUGGCUGAGCGCAUCUACUACGCCUGCAAGUACACCACCAAGGACCAACAAAAGGUUGAAUGUCGAACGGCCCUGGCAUUGGCUGCUUUUGACACGCGUAUUCAGCGAGAACUCUCAACAGCUGAAAGUGGAGAGGCCCUGUCCGAUGAAGUCAAGUGCCGUCGUCGCUUGGCGUCUCACAUGUCAACAUGA